GGCUGUGUGUGCUUUUUGGAGAUAGAAACUCGGGGUGCUGAAAAACUACUCCUCAUGACCAGCAAGCAAAUAAUGGAGAUAGAAACACAGGGGAAAAAAGCCUCAUUCCAAUACGCCAACAAACGGUUGGUAAAUGAAGAUUACAUCAUUCAGUUGAGAACAAAUACAUUCAAAAGACUAGGCAUCUCUGCAACAACCUACACCGUGCAAUCAUUGCACGAGUCUUCUCACCACAUGACAAAGAAGGAUAUAGAAAAUCCAACAAAUGAGGAGACCCCAAGUACUAGCAAAAUCGAAUCGCUCCAGUCCAAGAAACGCCAGAGGACUUAUUGAGGGCCCUCACCUGAAAACUUUACUCAACCGUGGAACCUUCUAAAUGCUUAGUUUUUAAAUUUAAACCUAGGACAUUGUCUAUUUUUGGUCGCCAUUUCUUUAUCUUGACUUUACUUGCUGCUCCUUUUAACAUUUACCAU
Cuscuta epithymum is the source of this 473-nucleotide messenger RNA. Lineage: Eukaryota; Viridiplantae; Streptophyta; Magnoliopsida; Solanales; Convolvulaceae. The record is from the annotation of a GenBank genome assembly.